Molecule: messenger RNA, 3258 nt
Organism: Plasmodium fragile
Lineage: Eukaryota; Apicomplexa; Aconoidasida; Haemosporida; Plasmodiidae
Exons: 1
Coding region: 1-3258 (1085 amino acids)
Source: RefSeq, a predicted model, not a curated record
AUGGAGGUGUACAGGACGGACUGGGAAGAUAGACAGCGUCAUUUGGAGAGCAUAAUAAAAAAGGAGUUUUAUAACAAGCAUGAUGAUAUAAAAGGGUGUGAGCACAAUGUUGGUGGUUUCAUUUCGAGGAAUAAGUUCAAUCUGGAAGAACCUUGUAAAUGCUACAACUGUGAAUAUGUUAUAUUGGUUGUAACAGAAUAUGUGCAGAAGGAGUGUGUGCUAGAUCGACAUGUUUUGGCUUACAAUAAGUUGCUUGAAAAUGUAGAGUCUUAUGUUGACCAAAUUGGGAGUAAAUCUGACAUUGACCAUAUUGUUCAUAAUAAUUUUCUCUCCAAUGAUGAUCCUCCACAUGGUAUUAGUAAUGGAAAUAAAAAAUGUGAGCCUUGCGCAACGUGUGUGGCGGAGGACUGCCAGGACAUCGAGAUGGAAACUUACACCAUUUCGACCAUCAUGAAGGUACGCACCAAAAUUUUGAACGCCCUGCCCAUGUUAAAAGGGGUUUUAAAAAAAGUGCCCUAUGAUGAGCACAGUUAUUAUUAUGUAAGCAGCAGGGUUGGCAUUAUCGAGAGGGUGAAAAGUAAGAUACACCGUUAUGUCAUGCAGAGGGGGAAUAGCGGCAGUUACGGUGCGAUAAGCCGUCGCGACUGUGUGCGCUUGCAGGACUCCUCCCACAAUGGUGAGGAGCAGUUUGAUGGUGUCCAUCACCUCGAUCGUUACGACAGCUACGACCGUUACGACAACGACACGGAGCAACCUCAGCACGAGGGUGAGGCGUGGCCCUGUCCUGAACGGAGCGGCACAACCAACAAUACGCAGCCGCGCGGAGGAACAGACAACACGCACGCAGAGUGUUCAACCAGACGCAGAAAAGUAGCACCGGUAAAAUUUUACGAAAUAAUUAUAACGACGAAUCAAAAUUUGAUAAGUCUGAGGAGCAUCCAGCUCCUGAUCGAAAUGAUUAGCUUGUUUCACAACUACUUAAUGAAAUUCGUAUUGGAAAAAAAAAAAAAUGAAAAGAUAAACUUCAUGCAACGUUAUGAGCUGAAGAAGACGGAGUACACAUUUUGUGACGAAUCGAAUUACCUCCUAUUUUAUAACUUGUCUUUGGGAAAAUUCAAAAAGGACAAGAAAAAAAAAAAAAGGGGGGAAAUUGGCUUGCAGGAAGGGAAACAGGUUGGGGUAGAGAAAUGCCAAAGAGGAGAUCACAAUGAGGGGAGGUCGUAUACCUCUGACAAUAGCACAAGUAUUGAUUGCGAAAGUGAGGGAAGCGGUUUGAAUGAGGAGGUGCGCACUAAGAUGGGGGUAAGGACCCCCACUAGGAGUUAUGCAGAUCUGGGCAGCUGUUACGACAACGGGGAUAGUGUCUAUACGAAGCGAGUCGGCGACUACACGCAGAGGAGUGAUGAUUUUGUUUUGCGAGACGGAGAGGAUGAAACUCAUGGUCCAUAUUACACCAAUCGGGUGAGGGAUAGUAGUGGUGGUGUAGUGGAAUGGGGCACACAUGAUGAGGAGUGUCGUCGUCAGGGGGAGUAUUACGGCUAUGAGGAUGCGGGUUAUGUCCAUCAGGAUGGGGACUACGUCGAUCGUAUCGAUGAGGCGGACUGUCCCCCCCCCGUGCAAGACGUUCAAGAAUGUAGCAGCACCCUUGGUGAGAAACAAACGGAAGAAAUGAAAAGUUAUAUAAAGCACAUAUUGUCGUGUAUCGUGGGAGAGGGAGACACAUACCUCAUUAUCGAACUGCUAUUCACCCUGCACACUUUCCAACUGAAUUAUUUUUUUAAUAUAUUAAAGAAAAUGAUAUUGUCCAAGGAGGUCCCAAAUGAAUUCCUCGUAAUGCUAACCUACUGCGGGUAUAAAAUUGAAAAUAUUGAAAUUAUCGAAUACUGCUUUUGGAAGUUAGUACGCAUAUUUGAACGUGAUGAGUUGCCAGAGUGUUGGAGCGUAGUGGACGAUAAGGCGGACAGUCAGUUAAAGAAAAAAUACAACGAAAUGAAAGAUAAUUUAAGGGUGAUAAAACAGAGUAUUGGAGAAACGGAUGCGGAGAUGAGUAAGAAGCAGAGUUGUCUUUCCCAGGGAAGCUGCCUCCCCGUUGAUGGUUGCGCAAACUACGAUGGGCACUACGAUGGAGUCUUUUACGAAGCGCUAAACAUUUUCAAGCCGCAUAACCAAUACAACAUGAUUAAUAACAUCACGGAGGUAGACAUGAACAAAGGGAAUUUACACUUUAACAAAAAUUUAAUCGAUAAGAAAAUUUUCUCCCCAUUUAUUGCAAAAACGAAAAAAGAAUUUCAUUACUACAACAACAUUCCAAAGGGAUAUGUCAUAAACGAAAUACAGAGGCUGCGAAAUUUUAGCGAUCACUACUCCUGUUGCUACAUUUUAAAAAGCAAUCAGAAGAAAAAAAUGUUGAUGGGGUUUAAGAAAAAAGGAGAAAAUAAAGUAUACCUGUACAAAUACGAUAAGAAUAUUAAAAAGAAUUACAAAGUGGGGGGGAAAAAUAGCCCUUUUUUUAACAUUUCCGGUUUUUUAGGAAUUUUAAUUUGUAAUUUUACAGGCAUGAAUAUUAAAAUAUAUGACAAUGGCAUAAAGGAAAAAUAUGCCAAUUUCUUUCCUUCGUUUGAAAGAAAAAAUAUAAUUUCGAUAAGUUUUGAAUCAAAUAUAAUAAGCGAAUUGCCCAGACAUUUUAUGUGUACUAUUUACAAGCCUAAUAAAGACGUUAAAAUUAUUUAUGAAAAUAAAUGUCCAGUUUGGAAUGAUGACAAGGAGAUUUACGAGUUGCCUUUUUAUGGCCGAGUUAAAUUAGCAAGUGCAAAAAAUUUGCAAUUAAUUUUAAAAAAAUGUGUAGUUUCGAACUCGCUCAAGGGUUCCUUUGUAGGAAAAACCAUAAACGAUGUUAUUGAGUAUGUCAGUGGUGACACUUUCGAGGGGGACUCCCAAUUGGCUAGCACAUGUGCUGGACGAGGAAAGGAUGGUCGCCCUCCACACUCUCCGUAUGAAGACGGAUGCAGCGGGGAGGGGGACGCAAAAAAACACGUCCUAAGGAAAAAGUUCCCCUUUGAUGUGAUCACAAAUAAUUUUAAAAAAAAAGAAGAAGAGGAAAAUUUUGAAAUUGUGAACAACGAUGAAGAGGAAAUAUUUUUAAUUUUUGGGAAAAACUCAAAGGAUUACUUUACGCUUGAUUUUCGCCACCCCUUGUCUUCCUUCGAGGCCUUUUCCAUCGCCAUUUCGUCUUUGCUGAAGAAGAAGGCCGUUUCGUAG